CAUAUUUGGAAAUUAGGUCCCUUUACCUUAUUCCCGCGCCUGUGGCUGUGGUAUAUUAUCUUCUGUUACGACCUAACCCUAAGCCCUUCGUCAUCCCGUCCGGUCGCUGCGAAGAAAGCAGAGAAGGAUCCCCAAGUCAUCAACUCCUCUUUCACCCCUUGCUGAGCCGCAGAGCCGUCAUUAUCGCUUUUCACUUUCUCGUGUGAUAUCAAAAUUAGCUUCAUAUCCCUGCUGAGGAAUUUCAUUACUCAGACUGCUCCGUUUUCGAGUGUUUCACGGUGGGUCGGACGUUGGAAAUCUUGGAUUUUCAUUUUGCUCUGUCAGCUCCCUCGUUUUCUGGAAUAGGGUGCGGUAUUUAGUUGGUUUAAGGUGAAAUACAUUUUCCAAUAACAACAUUCCUCAACUUUUUGGUUCCUCCAAUUAUUUAUUUAUUUGUUUCAUUCCACUUUCUUGUACCUUGGAAAUCAUAAUUUUGUAUUUGACUGUUAUCUUCGCACCUGGGCUGUAAGAGCCAGCACUAGAAGGAAUCAACAACUUAGUACCAUGCCAACGUUUGAGUUUUAUUUUCUUAAUUAUGCCUUUGUGCACCCCGUGUACCGAAUUGGCCCAAAGAAUUUCUUCAAUUAUGUCCUAUUAGUUGGGAUUCAUGGACUAAAGAUCGUGACUCAGAGACCCACCUUCUUGAAUUUUGUUUCCAUUUUCUUAAUCGAUAGAGCAUUGUUGUAUUUCUGUAUCAAUUUUUUUUUGUAGUUUUUCCACUGACGACCUUGGAUAAGCUGGACCAAGAAUAUUAGCUACUUAUAAUAUAACACCAAUGUUUUGUAUGACAAUGUCCUUAAAUAUGUUGAUAUGAAUAGAAGAAAACAUUUUCUCUGUUCCUCUUUGGAAUCGAAUGCAACAUAAUUGAGGAUUUCACCGAUCAUCUAAAGUUAAUCAACAGAGGACAUCCUACAUAUUUUUUCAGGACUGUUUUCUCAAUGCUAUUAAGAGAGCUGAGUAAGGUAAAAUUAAUCAUGUAUGUCACUUACCUCAUCUCAUGACACAGAUGCUUUCUUUAUGAUAGAUGACAAGCGCUUCGACAAAUAUGAGCAUUGCAAUCAUACAUAGGGAUAUAGAGAGGGAAUGGGAGGAUCAUUGUGGAGUUAUGGGUAUUAUUUUUAUAAAUGGAGCUACUUGCUCACUCUCAGAAGAGCUAUGCACUGCUAAAUUUCUGGAGAGGAUGAGGAGAUACAAAAUUUAUUUCAAUAUUAUUAUACCUUUGGAGCAUCUGGGAGCAAAUGAGCAAUGGAAUUGUGGAGCACGGCUCACAUCGAGGAUUGCUCUCUUGGUUUGCUUCAUUGUUUAUUGUUCUGCCUUAUUUGGAGAGUAAAAUUGAUGAUGCCAAUGGCAGUUGGUUAUGGUGGAAGAUGGUGUUUCUUUCCUUUUGAUGAUUCGUUGAACAGAUUGAUCAUGUUAUGACAUAUGUGUGCAGGAAUAAUAUUCAAACUUCCUCGGAGUAAUUUGUUGCCUUGAAGAUGAGUAGUCGUUUUUCUCGCACAAUAUAUGUUGGAAACUUGCCCUCAGACAUAAAAGAGUAUGAAAUUGAAGAUUUGUUCUACAAGUAUGGCCGAAUUUUGGAUAUUGAAUUGAAGAUUCCACCACGCCCUCCAUGUUAUUGUUUUGUGGAGUUUGAGAGUGUUAGGGAUGCAGAAGAUGCAAUCAGAGCUCGUGAUGGAUAUAAUUUUGAUGGUUGUCGUCUAAGGGUUGAGCUUGCACAUGGUGGUAGGGGCCCUUCAUCUAGUGAUCGUCGUAGUAGUUAUGGUGGUGGUGGUGGUGGGUGGUGGUGGUGGUGGUGGUGGAGGAGGAGGAGGAGGAGGAGGAGGAGGAGGAGGAGGAGGAGGAGGAGGAGGGGAGGGGGAGGGAGGGGGGGAGGACGUUUUGGUGUUUCAAAACGAUCAGAAUAUCGAGUUAUUGUACGUGGUCUUCCGUCUUCUGCUUCUUGGCAGGAUUUGAAGGAUCAUAUGCGCAAGGCGGGGGAUGUGUGUUUUGCUGAAGUUUCACGUGAUAGCGAAGGGACGUUUGGGAUCGUUGAUUAUACUAACUACGACGACAUGAAAUAUGCUAUACGAAAACUUGAUGAUACUGAAUUCAGAAAUCCUUGGGCGAGAGCAUACAUUCGGGUGAAGAAGUACGAUGGAAGUCCCACUAGGAGCAGGAGCAGGAGCAGGAGUAGAAGCCGUAGCCGUAGCCGUAGCCGUAGCCGUAGCCGUAGCCGAAGCCGAAGCCGAAGCCGGACUGCUAGACGAAAUAGGAGCAAAUCAGCAGAACGACGAUCUGUUUCUAGAUCAGUUUCAAGAUCAAGAUCUCCAUCUCCUAUUAAAUCUUCAAGGCCACGGUCAAAAUCAAGAUCUGGAUCACCACGUCAGGCACGAGAAGGAAGCGAGUGAUGCAAAGCUAUGAUUAUAUGUAUGGUUGUUAUAAUAUUCAGGAUGUGACAUUGCCUUGGGAUUCGUUUUAGUUUAGGACCUAUGCAGUGCAGACUCCAUAUGAGGGGUUGAGUUGGAAAGUGGCAUGAGUUGUAUGGAUAUUCUUUUGAAUCCUUCCUACAUCACUUUGUUAGGAGACAUUUUUAGGUAUCUGCAUUCUCAAGAUACUUGCACACUGGUUUCCCUGCUGAUAACUAUUCAGAUUUUGUUUGAAAGUUGAAAAUGAAAUUGUUAGUAAAUGGGAUUUUAGACGUUGUAAUUAUUAAUUUUAGACGUUGGAUAUUCUUCUC
Messenger RNA from Cucumis sativus (cucumber), 2755 nucleotides. Its product is annotated as serine/arginine-rich splicing factor SR34A. Gene Ontology annotation, molecular function: mRNA binding. Lineage: Eukaryota; Viridiplantae; Streptophyta; Magnoliopsida; Cucurbitales; Cucurbitaceae. The coding region runs from base 1515 to 2426 and encodes 303 amino acids. Gene Ontology annotation, cellular component: ribonucleoprotein complex; cytoplasm; nucleus. The transcript is spliced from 13 exons. The record is from RefSeq and is a predicted model, not a curated record.